AUGUCACGACGAUUAUUCAAUGCAGGCUUUUCUAGCUCAACAUAUGUUAUUACAAGAACACUUGCAUCAAAAGUUGCUGUGCAAGAUUUAAAAAUUUUAGGUGUUGGUGCAGGUAACAAACCAGUGGCAGAUGCACAAAAGCAGUUAGCAUCAUUAGGAUAUAAACAAACAAAAAUUUUCGGUAUUUAUAAUACAAAAAAAAGUGAUCAAGAAUUUAUCAAUGCAUUAAAAGAAAAACAAUGGGAUAUAGUGGCUCUUGGCGGUUAUGUCAAUGGUUUUGACCAAGCAUCAAAGUAUCAUGAAGAAGGCGUUUCAACAGAUCGUGCUGAAAUACUUCAUUGGUUUAAUCGUAUUUUAAAUCUUGUUCAUAAAUUAGCACCUAACGCAAAAAUUGUACUUCUAAAAGGGCCGCAAGACCUUCCUGAUGCUCUCGAGAGAGUUGUGAAUCAAGAAAAAAACUAA
Messenger RNA from Adineta ricciae, 462 nucleotides. Lineage: Eukaryota; Metazoa; Rotifera; Eurotatoria; Adinetida; Adinetidae. The record is from the annotation of a GenBank genome assembly.